AUGGAGCAGCGUGGGGUAAAAUUGGGAGGAUGGAGAACAGUUUUCCGGAGGAGGCAUAUUGGUGGCAGAUCAAAUUCAACGGGUGAAGUUCACAACGUUUUUGUUGACAAUCUACCGGACUCAAUGCAUCCAAAAGGGUUAUACGAUUUGUUCACAAACUUUGGGGUAGUCAUCGAUGUCUACAUACCCAGCAAACGGAGGCACUCAACAGGAACCAGGUUCGGCUUUGUUCGGUAUGAUUGCCCGGUAGUAGCUGAAAUGGCAAUCCAAAAAGCACACGACACCUGGUGUGAUGGCAGAGCUUUGAAGGUUAAGCAAACUGAUUUCAAAAAGAAGAAUAUAAGCAAAGUCAAACCACAAGCUGAUGUUCAUCAUCUACCACCAGUGGAAACAGGAAAAAGAUGGAUGAGAGUGGAAGAAAUCAGCACAAAAGGGAAGUCUUAUGCAAAAGUUGUAAUGGGGGGUAAAGUAACAAAUGGGAAAUCUAUCUCAGUGAAUGCUGUGGAGUAUGGAAAUGGCUGGUUGUAUGGCAGUGUGAUAGAAAAACUCUAG
Camellia sinensis is the source of this 552-nucleotide messenger RNA. The record is from RefSeq and is a predicted model, not a curated record. Lineage: Eukaryota; Viridiplantae; Streptophyta; Magnoliopsida; Ericales; Theaceae.